GAACAUGACUCGUGUUUGCAAUCAGAGUUGCAGGACGACACAGGCCGCCGACCCCCGCCAAGCGCGGCAUGUCGCCGCGGUGGAUGCUGGACGUCGGCGUCCCAGGCCCCGCGCCCCAAACUGCUCUCGUCGCCGCCCAUCUCCCGGUGCCGCAUCAAUCCUAUCGAGUACGAGCAGCUCGCUGCCUCGACUAGCUGGCUCAUUGUUCCGGGCCAGCUGCUCUGCUCUGCUCGCUCGUUCGGCGUCCGGUUCAAGGGAGAAGGACCAACUGCCAUGCGAUUGUGGGAGUCAAGCGGCGGCGGAAGCGGAUUUGCAAAUCGCGACCUCCCUCCUUGAAGUUGAUCGUUCUCGCCGGCUGGUUUGCCCACCGCCCGGUGGUUCCUGACUGAGGCAAGCCAAGCUGGCACUUGCUAUGUAAUGAUUCUGCACCGAACCGAGGUCUUGCCGCAAGUAGAUGAGGACAAGUGGACAACCAUACUAGUAUAUUAUGGCUGAAAUGUUAUUGGCUGAUUAAGAUAGACGGACUGAAAGACUUCAAGUGCAUCAAUGACUGUCCUUUUCUGGAUAAUAUCAUGUUAAACGAAUCUGAUGCAAAUAUUACAAGAAAUUGAUUAGGUAGCCAUUCUGCAUUUGACUUUGGGGGAUUGGUAGGUUCUCUUCUUCCAGCUGCUGGGUUGACGAAUUGACUGUGUAGGCAGAAGGAGUGGCUUAGCGUGUGACUCUAUGAGCAACCAUCCAACAAGAGGUAGUUUGAUCUCACCUAAGCAAGAGAUUCCUCUUCUACCACCUCCCAGCAGGAGCAGGCUCACCGCUGCUCGUCUACACCGAGGCAUGGUGACCAAUUCCUUUCUUGUCAGCCGGUUUUUCUUUCUCGCGAGCCUGAAUUGCAUAUGCUACAUUUUGGGCUUCUGGCUUGCGGAGAAUGACCACCACUGGACCACCGCCUUUGUCUCUACUACUUCUCGCAUCUGCCGUUAAAAUCGAAAGGUAUGGCGUUAUUCCUUUAAAAUUGAGUAUCAUAUCUUGGUUCCAUGCUCUUUAGUUUUGCUUAUGAAUUGUUUGAUGAAAUGCCCAAAUAAUCAUCUGUCCACUUUUUACAAUAUAUAUGCUCCUAGUUAAAGUCUAUGGCAUGUGGUUCCUGUAGCUGGUUGUCGUAAGAAGAAAGUGCUUCGAACUUGCAUGUCUGGAAUCUGACUAGGAUCAAGAAAAGGGGCAUCAUUUUUCAUAUAUUUUACUAGCAAGUGGAUGUAUGGAAAAAGAUAAUUACUGAAAGGGCCUUCACCUUGUAAUUCUGCAACAACACUUGUCCAUUUUUUAUUUCAUCAUUAGUGGGAAUUUACAAUGAGGAAGGUGGGAAGAAAAAUGCGAACAAGGACGUGUUUGAUGACAAGAAAGGUGUGCUUGAUUGUGUGGCUGUGACAGGGACGGACAGGUCCUAUGGCUUGACAAGAAAACAGUCAGCUGGUCUUCCUCCUUCCAUGUAAUGAAGUAACCAUGAGGUGUGAGCAAGCAUCCAACAGGCUAGUUUGUGUGGCCAAGCUAAAUCUCACCUAGGCAGGAGAUUUUCCUUCUGGAGCACAGGAGUAUGGCGAAAGCCGCUCGUCUAUACAGUGUUAUUGAUGCAGAUGUCUCAGCAUUCACUGAUCAUGGCUUCAACCACUAAAUCCUAGACAGUGCUGCCGCCACGUCCUUGACUCCUUCUUUCAUUAUCAAAGAGUAGAAAGAGAAGAGCAUUGCGUGGACAAUUUGCACAGCACAAGGCCCACAAAACAUCAAGGCAGGCGCACUUGCAUCGAAGUCAGAGUCCAUUAGUUUGCCCACUAUGGGCACAAUUUUGGAUGCUCUCACUUCGAAAUUUUUGACGAAGUUGGGUCAGCUUAUCGAAGAUGAGGUUGUGAUGACACUAAGCGUGAAAAAGGAUAUCAAGAGGCUGAAGAAAAAUCUGGAAUACUUCAGCGCUGUUCGUGAGGACAUGGAAGCUCUGGCCAUGAAAGAUAGACGGAUAAAGGCAUGGUGGAAGAGCAUGACUGAUGUUAUGUUUGAUGUUGAUGUCAUCAUAGAUCUUGUUAUGGUUCAUUCACAGAAGCUUCUGCUACCACCUAGAUCGGUAUGUUGCAAUCAGUCUAUGGUUUCUUGUUUUGGAAAGCUUUCAUUUGAUCAUAAGGUGGCUAGAAGAAUUAAGGACAUAAAUGAAAAGCUUGAUGAGAUUAAAACGAACACACAGAUGUUCAGAUUGGAUAGAACCAUUCGUCAACAAUUCCAGGUAACAACCGUGGAUAGAAAUCAGACAUCCCCUAUAGAUGAACUAGAGGUUGUUGGAAGAGAGAUCAAACAAUCUGUUGGUAACAUAGUACAAAUGAUUGUCAGUGGCUGCCAUGAGAAUAGUAGAAGUGUUCUGGGGAUUCAAGGAAUGGGAGGCAUUGGUAAGACAACGUUAGCCCAGAAGAUAUAUAAUGAGCAGAUGAUAAGAGAGAAAUUCCAAGUUCAUAUAUGGUUGUGCGUUUCGCAGAGCUACACAGAGACCGGGUUGAUAAAGCAGGCAAUACGAAUGGCUGGAGAAAAGUGUGAUCAACUAGAGACCAAGACUGAGCUUCUUCCACUUUUAGUGGACACUAUCAAAGGAAAGAGUGUUUUUCUUGUCCUGGAUGAUGUGUGGAAAUCUGAUGUCUGGAUUGAUCUUCUUCUAUCGCCUUUCAUGAGAGCCUUUAAUUUCCAUGUCCUUGUCACCACAAGAGACCUGGAUGUUUUGUCAGAAAUGCAUGCAAUAUAUACCCACCAAGUAAACAAAAUGAAUUACAAUGAUGGCUUAGAACUGCUUAUGAAGAAGUCCUUUCAGUCGUCCGAGCAAAUAAGUGAAUUCAAGAAUAUGGGGUAUGAAAUUGUAAAGAAAUGUGAUGGCCUUCCUCUUGCCAUAAAGGUCGUUGCAGGUGUCCUAUCUACCAAAAAAACAGUUGCCGAAUGGAAGAGCAUCCGAGAUAGCAAAUGGUCCAUUCAUGGACUCCCGAAAGAACUUGGAGGCCCACUGUAUUUAAGUUACAACAAUUUACCCCCUCGACUCAAGCAGUGCUUUCUCUGGUGUGCUUUAUUGCCUCCUAAUUUUGAAAUCCACCGUGAUGCUGUAGCUUACUGGUGGGUUGCCGAAGGUUUUGUGAGGAAAGAGCAUGAGUUCUCAGUACAUGAAAUUGCUGAAGAGUAUUAUCUUGAGCUAGUUCGGAGGAAUCUUAUUCAACCAAUACCAAAGUAUGUAGACAAGGCUGUGUCAACAAUGCAUGAUCUAUUGAGGUCACUUGGACAAUAUCUGACAAAGGAUCACUCCCUAUUCAUGAAUGCGGAAAAUAACAAUGCCAUGUCGAAUCUGCGCCGCAUAGGCAUCAGCCAUGCUGUAGAAAAAAUACCCGCUCUAGAAGAGCAUAAGUGUUUGAGGAGCCUCCUACUGUUUAAUAACAAGAACUUCAAGUCGAUUCACAAGGAAAUUUUCAGAAAGCUCGAGCAUAUCCGUAUUUUAGUUCUCAGCGGAACAAGCAUCCAAAAUAUACCAGAGUCACUGGGGAACUUGGUGCUAUUGAGGUUGCUAGAUCUGAGCUAUACUGAAAUUAACAUGCUUCCAGAGUCCACAGGAAGCCUCAUCAGCCUUGAAUACCUCUCUUUGCUUGGUUGCCAUCAUCUGGAUAGCCUGCCAGCUGGUCUCAUGAGACUGUCCAACAUAAGUUUUUUGCAAUUAGAACAGACUGCAGUUGAUCAUGUUCCAAAAGGGAUUGCAAAGUUUCAGCAGCUCUACAACCUAAGAGGAGUUUUUGAGAGUGGUACUGGAUUCAGAUUAGAUGAAUUGAGACGCCUCCCCAAUAUCCAACGUCUUUGGGUCGAGAAGCUAGAGACAGCGGCACCAGGGGCUGAACUUGUACUGAAGAACAGCCAUAAUCUUAGAGAACUGGGACUGCGCUGCACAGUGGCCAGUACGCAAGAGAGAACUCGUUACCAGACUGAUGAGGUUGAGAGAAUUCAGCAAGUCUAUGAUAUGCUUAUUCCAUCACCAAGCCUUGUAUAUAUUUUUCUGGAAGGGUUCCUGGGUAUAAGAUUCCCGGAAUGGCUACUCUCAGAACCGGAGCUUAAUAUGCCAAGUUUGUGUCAUAUGCACCUCAAUGAGUGCGUAUCAUGUUCAGAGCUUCCACCAGCAGGUCAGAUGCCAGAAUUGCUAGUUCUUCAGAUUAAAGGUGCAGAUGAAAUUGUAACUAUUGACACAGAACUCCUGGGGAAAGGUGUCAGAAGUGCAGCGGCUUUCUUCCCAAAACUUGAACUGCUUCACAUCAUUAGCAUGUGUAGUUUGGAAAAAUGGUCACUGAACAUAAGAAAUAAGCUUGAUGACAUGGAAGACAACUCUCAGCAGUUCACUCUGAUGCCCUGCCUUAAGCGUCUGCUGCUUCUUGAUUGCCCCAAACUGAGAGCUCUGCCUCAAGACAUGUCCAUGAUUGUUAAUUUGAAGAGAAUCCACAUUGAAGGUGCUCACAAGCUUCAAGAAGUUGUCAAUCUUCCUGCCGUUCUGUGGCUCAAGGUGAAGAACAACGCAUGUUUGAGGAGGAUUUCUAACCUCUGUAAGUUGCAGCACCUGUUUGUACAGGACUGCCCAAUGCUGGAUCAGGCAGAGAACCUGUGCUCACUGAAUAGGGUGUACAUGAUUGACUGCCCACACGUCCAAGAGUUCAGGAAUUGUCUCGCGGAAGAAGAGCAAGGCAUCCUAGUCCAUGUUGCAGCAGAUGGACGUAAUAUCUUCCCGGAUGAAUCUCUCUAUAAUUAGAUAGGCUUACAAGAUCGGUUCGUAUUGAAGACAUGAUGGUUAGUUGUGAAUACUCAAAAUUUUGUGAAGCCUUGAAGUGCAAGGAGCUCUUUGAUGACAGGCAAUGGGAGUGUCGAAUGCUGGAGUGCAGUGUUGUUGCCUUUUCUCUGUUUUACAUGGCCGCUCAAAAUAUCAGAUUGGUUACGGAUAUGGCCUUUUGCAGGGAGCUGCUGCUCGGGGAUUCCUCAGAAUCCUUCAUCAUAUCUUCGAGCCUUGAAGUGCUAUGGAGCUCUUCGAUUGGAGGCGGACGAUGGGAGGUCCCUGUUUGUUGAGUUCUGGAGUGAAAUGCUGUUGCUUUUUCUCUGUAACAUUUGUUCUUUUAGUGUGUUCUUGUGGAGUUCAGGUGAGUAUUUCACCUGGGCUGCCUACAAAAACGGCGUCAGAAGCUCAUUAGUUUUUGGAUUGAUUGAAUAAUGAUAAUGGCGUACCUAUGGUUGAUUUUCAAAUGGCUUUUGUACUAUCACUUUGAGGAACGUGACUAUCUGGUAUCAGGGAAAGUUAAACA
Messenger RNA from Triticum urartu, 5336 nucleotides. Lineage: Eukaryota; Viridiplantae; Streptophyta; Magnoliopsida; Poales; Poaceae. The record is from RefSeq and is a predicted model, not a curated record.